CGAGUAGAAAUAACAUUCAUCCUCUGACAUGUAAUGACUUGUUUACGUUUGUUGAAAAUGACAGAAUAAGCAACAAUCUUCUUGAUAUACAGCGUAAAUAUUUAUUUAGGUAACGGCGCCGUCCACGAUGGACCUCACGCUCCUCACGUACGCCACGUUCGUCGUCAUGGCGGCAGCGGCCGCCGGCCUGCACUACGCGACGCGCUCAAAGCCGAACCUCACCGCCGUCAACAAUCCCGUGUUCCUCGACUUUCAGCGAGGUUACUUCCUCGCGUACUUCCCGGCGCUGUUCGCCGACUGGCUGCAGGGCCCGUACCUCUACAAGCUGUACAGCGUCUACGGAUUCACCGAGUCUCAGAUCGCGAUCUUGUACGUGUGCGGCACCGCAGCGAGCGUCAUCGCCGGCUACGCCGCCCCGUCUGUCGCCGACCGCGUUGGCCGCCGCGCCCUCUCUCUCGCCGCCGCCGCUGCCUACGCGCUCUCCUGCCUAAUGAAGCUCUCGCGGGACUACUUCGCGCUGCUCUCGUCGCGGGCGAUGGCAGGGGGCGCCGCCGCGCUGCUUUUCGCCGCGCUCGACGCGUGGUGCGCACACGAGCACACGGAACGUCACGACUUCCCCGGGGAGUGGCGGGCGGCGACAGCGUCGCGCGCGGCGCGCUGGAACGCAUGGCUAGCCGUCGCCGCCGGACUCGUCGCUAACGUUGUCGUCGUUGCCGCCGGUCCCGCGUCGCCGUACGUCGUCGCCGUCCUCCCGCUCGCCGUCGCCGCGGCGACGAUCGCCGCUCGCUGGCCCGAGAAUUGCGCGACGACGAUGACGAAGCCGGCGCGGCGGUCGUGCAGCGGGGAGGCGCUGCGGCGCGCGGCUCGGGACGAGGCGACGCUGCUGCUAGGGGGCGUGCAGGCGGCGUUCGAGAGCGUCAUGUCGAUGUUCGUCUUUCUCUGGACGCCGAUCCUCGACCCGGCGCGCCCGCCCCUCGGAGUCGUCUUCGCCGCGUUCAUGCUCUGCGUCAUGGUCGGAGGCGCCACCUAUGAGCUGCUGCGUGCGCGCGUCGCCGCGCCGACCCUCCUCGCCGGCGCCAUCUCGCUGGCGAUAUUCGCAAUGCUGCUCUGCGUCGGCGCCACGCACCCGGAGAAGGCGAGGGCGCCACUAGCGCUCGUCGGGUUCGCGGCGUUGGAGGUCGCCAUCGGGGUGUACUUCCCGGCGAUGGGGUAUCUACGCCGGCGCCUCCUGCCGGACGCUCACCGCGCGGCGAUCGUCGGCUGGUUCCGCGUGCCGCUCACUGUGCUCACGUGCGCCGGACUCAUCUUCCUGCACGGCGACGUGACCGGCCACGGCAACCGCAUCAUCCUCAUCAUCUGCCUCGUGCUGCUGCUCGUCGCCAUGGCAGCCGCCGUCCGGCUGCUGAAGGUCGUGUCGAACGACGAGAGACUCGCGACGACGGAGGCGGAGACUAACGAGCCGAUCUAACGAGGCGAGGCUCUAACGAACCGAUCUAACGAGGCGAGGCUCUAACGAACCUGGUGUCAUGAGUCGCGGCUCUAACGAACCUGAUGUCAUGAGUCGCGGCUCUAACGAACCAGGUGUCAUGAGGCGUGCCUCUAACAAACUGUUUUAAUGAGGCUAAAGCUGGCCUUGGGUCGGAUUGCGAUUGAAUGCUACGCGACACGAACGCACUGCAACUCACUGUGACUGAGUGCUUGGGUCGACAGAGGCGCCACCUAUGAGCUGCUGCGUACGCGAGUCGCCGCGCCGACCCUCCUCGCCGGCGCCAUCUCGCUGGCGAUAUUCGCAAUGCUGCUCUGCGUCUAACUGCGUCUAACUUAGCGCUAACUGCAUCUAAGGCCGGCUUAACAUUGAUAUCGUUUCACAUGCCUUUAUGCAUGUUCAGGUAUAUUUUGAUGAUUGCCAGGUGUAACUGUAAGCUGGGUUGUAAAUUUUCAAUGGGAUGUAAGUGCGAAACUCGACCUGUAAUAUAUUUUAUCCUAUGACAGAG
Messenger RNA from Priapulus caudatus, 1994 nucleotides. RefSeq names its product molybdate-anion transporter-like. The transcript is spliced from 2 exons. Bases 128 to 1468 code for a protein of 446 amino acids. Gene Ontology annotation, biological process: molybdate ion transport. The record is from RefSeq and is a predicted model, not a curated record. Gene Ontology annotation, molecular function: molybdate ion transmembrane transporter activity. Gene Ontology annotation, cellular component: membrane. Lineage: Eukaryota; Metazoa; Priapulida; Priapulimorpha; Priapulimorphida; Priapulidae.